CCGCUCCCCUUCUUUAUCUGCAGCCUACAGACUCAACAAAUGACACCACUUGGAGAGUUUAUUACACUGUCAGUAUAACGUAGCCUAAAAUGUGUUAUGGUGGCUUUAUCGGACAGUUUUAUUUCCCUGGCUGGGCGAAGGACAGCUAUUAUAUACCUGGAUGAAUUGUCGACACUGUCUUUUAACUCGGGAAUGCUUAUUGUGGACGAGCAGUUGCUUUUAGGAUAUUUGUUUUUCCUUAUUCUGACCAUGUGGAAGUGUUGAAAUGCGCACGACAGUGGAUUCGGUUCCGCUUAUAAAUACUGUAUUUAAUAAUUACUGUAGUUCCGUGCUACAUGUUUUUUUCCUUCGAUGCGUUUAGUUGAUGGCGACAGUUUUAUGUGACUCAACUCAACUUCUUCACCUGCGGCUGUUCCUUUUGAACACGGUCAGCUUGAAGACAACGGUUUUACACACUACGAACUGUCAUUGAACAACCAUCCCGAAAAGAGUUACAAGAAAGUGGAACUUACUUUCUAAAACUUUGUAAUACCUCAACCAAAUUAUGACUUCGGUUUGGAAAAGAUUACAACGCGUUGGCAAGAAAGCUUCAAAAUUCCAGUUUGUGGCGUCUUAUCAAGAACUUGUGUUGGAAUGCACGAAGAAAUGGCAACCAGAUAAAGUCAGGGUGGUUUGGACCAGAAGAAAUAGGCGUAUGUGCUCUAAGCUUCAUGGAUGGCAGCCGGGCAUCAAGAACCCCUACAGGGGGAUGGUGGUUUGGCCCGUACCUGAAAACGUGGAUAUCUCCCUCACACUCUUCAGGGAUCCCCAUUCUGAUGUGUUUGAAGACAAAGACUGGACAUUUGUCAUUGAGAGUGAGACAAAGGGUCAACGUAAGGUGUUGGCUGCAGUGGACGUGAAUAUGAAGAAGUUUGCCAGUGCCACUCCCACUCAGCAAGACCUGACAUUGAAGCUGAAGCCCCUGUCUGUCAAGGUGGUGGAGGCCACUCUGAAGCUCUCCCUGUCCUGUGUGUUUGUCAGAGAGGGGAAAGCCACCGACGAAGACAUGCAGAGCCUGGCCAGUCUGAUGAGUGUCAAACCCACAGACAUCGGUAACCUUGACGACUUCAACGAGAGUGAUGAGGAGGAAGACAGGAGGUCUAGUGCUGGAGCUAGCAUUAGCAAAGCUGCCGCAGCUCCUCUCCCUCCUGCUAGCCCGGUGCCUCCCCCGGGAAGGAGGCCUGCUCCUCUAAAGAAACCCCCUGUCAUAGAAAUACAGAGGGAGUUGAAGACUCUCACAGAAGAGGAAUACCACAGUCCUACUCUUGGUCCGAAACUGUCAGAGCAGCAGACGCCGUCUGUCUCCAGUGAGAAUGUUCCCCUGGCUCUGAGAGGGGACGAGUCUCCUCGCUCCCCCAGGACCGUCAGGAUCGCGAACCAACAAGCUUCCGUAGAGAAAACUGUGGGGUUGAAAGAUGCCAGUACCAUUAAAACUGUGGGGUUUAAAGAUGCCAGUACUAUUAAAGGUUCUGGGCAAGAUGGCGACCCAGCAACUGGUGUUCCUGGCCCUAUUCACACAGAAGUCUCAGCAGAGCUUAUUCCAGCGCUCCCUCCUCCAUGGCCUUUCUCUAGCCCAGAGACAGAAGCACCAGAGAGCACUACCCAUACAGAGCCUUCUACUAACAUCCUGGGAGCUUUUAGUGCUGAUAACACGCCAUUGGCUGAAAAGAAGCCUGACUUUAAACAGAAAUCCAAUGAGACCAAAGAAGUGCCUUCUCAACCUGCCAAACCAGAGGACAACUCUGCCUCAACCCCGGGUGAAAAACCUUUUAGUGCAGACAAGCCGCCAUUGGCUGAGCUCGACCUUGAUGACAUAAUCAUAGAGACGUCUGAUCCGUCAGUCAUGGCCGGUAACUUAUUUUUGGAGGACAAUGCAGAUGAAGAAACAUCAAAAGUGUGCGCAGUAAAGAGGUCACCAUUCAGCACCUUGAUGACUGAAAUGGAUCAUCAGGAUGGAAGUGUUGAACAGACAGCUGAUCCAGAGUCGACUGGAGUGCCAACAUCAAUGGAGCUCCACGUAGAGCACGGCCCAGUUGACACAAAGACACUUCCAGAGAUUGGAAACAUGUGUGGAGAUGCAGCUGAGAAGCACGCCAAAGGCCUAGAGCAGCCCGUUGAUAAGAAGCAGGGGAAACAGAGCCCAGUGCCUCAUUCACCUUGUUUAUAUGACCUCAACAGGUCAGAUGAAGACAAGGAAAUGAUGAAAAACAUGGCUGCUCUGAAGGCAGGUCCUCCCAGCAAAGACAAGGAAAUGAUGAAAAGCAUGGCUGCCCUGAAGGCAGGUCCUCCCAGCAAAGACAAGGAAAUUAUGAAAAGCAUGGCUGCCCUGAAGGCAGGUCCUCCCAGCAAAGACAAGGAAAUGAAAAUGCCGUCGUGGGCUGAGGAGGUUAUGGUCUCCAAAGAGAAUGAGAAGAAACAGAUGGACCAUCAACCUCGGGAUGAGAAGGCCUCAUUAUCACAAGCUGAUGAGCACAAAUCYGCCACUCUGGAAGUUCAAGUGAACAAGAGUGUAGAGGAGUCACAUAGUUCUGAAUGGAACGCAGCGAAAGAGGAAGCAGGCGUUUUGGAAGAACACAGAAGAGAUGCUAACUGUGUUCUGAAAGAGCGUUCUUCUGACCAUGUGUCAUCAAAAGCAGAAAUGUUUCCCUUGUCAGGCAGUGUCAGUGUAGAUAAAACCAUAGAAAUAGAMGUACUAUCAAACAGUAGUUAUUCCAUUUCUAUGGGUCAAACCAUGGAUGCUACUCCAGUAAGCCUAGAGACACCCAAAAUGCCUUAUCCCCCGCAAUAUGAAGUCCUUGAACCUAUGAUCCAAUUGAGAUUCACAUUAGACACCAUAUUUGAGGAUGCAAUGGAGAAUGUAGAACUGCCAGAGAAGACAGACCCACAGCCUCAGCCUCCAACAGAGGCCCUGGAGCAGCCAGAGGUUCCACUCUGGAAGGCCCUGGAGGUGAAAGCUAAUGAUCAGGAAUCAGAGCAGGACUCUGGAGAAGUGAUGAUCAAAGAUGAAGUCCUCAGGGAGGAACAGGGGGAAGUAGAUGAGAAGAUGUUAGUGCCAGAUGUAGAAUCACUGGAGACAGGAUCUGAGACGGCUGAGGGGGGGGAAAAGUCCAGUGACCUGGCUGUCCCAACAAGAUGCUCUAAGAAAGCUUCUCAGCCAUCCUCACCAGACACCACAACCCAGGGUAACAUCCAGGGUAACACCCAGGGUAACAUCCAGGGUAACAUCCAGGGUAACAUCCAGGGUAACAUCCAGGGUAACAUCCAGGGUAACAUCCAGGGUAACAUCCAGGGUACCAUCCAGGGUAACAUCCAGGGUAACAUCCAGGGUAACAUCCAGGGUACCUCAGGCAGUGAAGAGCCACAGUCCAAUGGACAGACCCCAGCAGAUAAGGAGGUCCCUUAUGGUCAAGCGUCAGAUACGGUUGUUCCUCCUCGAUGCAGCAAGAAGAAACCCCUUCCCUUUCCUGUGGUCUUCCAGGAAGUUGCCCCAGAGGCCUCCACUCCCAUUGCGGACAGGGACGAAGCCCAUGGGAAGGAUGUGUUGGUCCUCCGCCAGGAGAUGCCUGGUCCUCUGCCCAGUCCUGGUCUUGUGUCCUCCAGCAAGUCUUUACUGGAGUGGUGCCAGGAGGUUACAAAGGGUUAUACGGGAGUGAAGGUCACUAAUUUUAACACCUCUUGGCGCAAUGGUCUGGCUUUCUGUUCCAUCCUACACCACUUCUAUCCUGACAAGAUAGCUUUUGAGGCACUGGAACCCAACGAUAUCAAGUUAAACAACAAGAAGGCCUUUGAUGGCUUCGCUGCGCUGGGCAUCUCCCGACUGCUGGAGCCCUCAGACAUGGUGCUGCUCUCUGUGCCAGACCGCCUGAUCGUCAUGACUUACCUGAGUCAGAUCCGCACCCACUUUACGGGGCAGGAGCUGAGUGUUCUUCAGAUAGAGCACAACAGCAGCCAGUCCAGCUAUGCAGUGACUGAGCCCAGUCAGGGUUCUGAUGUGGAUGCUGCUGCUCGCUUCUGUGCCCGCAAGUUACAGGAAGGUAGCAUCUCCCUGGAGGACAGUGCUACAGAACAGGCCUCUAAGCCCAAUGGGAGCCUAGUGCCACCCCCCCGGACUAAACGGGUGACAAAAGUGGAAGAGAAGGGAAGCGGAGCUGGUGAUUUGGAUGGGGGAACGGGAGAGACACAGACCCCCGUGCCUCCACCCAGGUCACACACCUCUGCAGCCAAAUCAGGAUUUGGUCACGUAAGAGACGCCGACCUGGUGAAGAAAAGACGCUUGCGGCUGAAGAGUGAGUCCGUGGAUGAAGGGGAUGUGGUGGAGCAGCAGAGUAGCACAUCUAGGAGCACAGAGUCAGCUGAAAGUGUAUCAGACAGAGAAGUGAAGAAUGUCUCCUCAGAAUCCGAGUCAAGGAGCCCAGCACAAGUCCAGGAGUCUAGUGUCCCAAGCCAGGAGGAGGAUACUCUGCGUCUUCAGGACACCCGUCAGUAUGUGCUGAGUGAGCUGCAAGCCCUGGAGACUGAACAGAAGCACAUCGACAACCGAGCAGGCAUCGUGGAGAGGAGACUCAGAAGACUGAUGGAAUCAAGUAGCGACCGUGACGAGGAAGAGAAACUGAUCCAGGAGUGGUUCACUCUGGUCAACAAGAAGAACGCCCUGAUCAGGAGACAGGAUAAUCUGGAGCUGCUGCAGGAGGAGCAGGACUUGGAGAAACGAUUUGAACUACUGAAUAGAGAACUUAGAGCCAUGAUGGCCAAUGAAGAGUGGCAGAAGACUAAGGCCCAGCAGCACCGGGAGGAGCUCCUACUGCAGGAACUGGUCUCUCUGGUCAACSAGCGGGACGAGCUGGUCAGGGACUUGGACGCCAAGGAGAGAGGUGCCGUUGAGGAGGAUGAGCGUUUGGAGCGGGGGCUGGAGCUUAGACGCAGGAACUUCAGCAACAAAGACAAGUGUGUGCUGCAGUGAGAGUAGGGACGACAAUGACAAAUAGCGCAGUGCCUUAAAUACCAACCCAUCUAGAACUAAAUCUCCUCAGUCUCUGCUUCAAACCAAGCUCUCAGUCACUCAGCAACCUACAAUAUGAAACACUCCUAGACAAACAUGUCACCACAGCAACAAAUCCUUAACUGGGAUUUUGGGACUGAUCGUUAAUAAACCAUUAUACCCCCGGAGGUGCUGGGGCUGUGUGCCUUCCCUUUUGGAGAUACUUGAAGAAAUAAAUCCCUCUGUACCUUGAGGUAAGAGACUCUGGGAAGGUCGCCCAUCCAUGGAGUACUUUUGAUUGAGAAACGAGGACCUUUCUAAUUCAGUCUGUCAAUGUGCCUUGCUCUGUCAUUCAAUAGACAGAAAGCCCACUGUACAAACAGAUGUGUUGUAUACUUUUAGACCGCCAUGAAGCUAAGAGGUUCAGAUGUAUAGGCCAUCAUGUUUACUUUUACGUCUAUAAACAUCUCACUGAUGUCAUCAACAAUAUAAGAGAACUUUGCCUGAAUGCUUUGGUGGAACUGGCUAUGAAAUGAACGGUCUGGUGUUUAGACACAAAAUAAUCAGACCUCUCUGUAUACAGGAGGGUUUGAUAAUAUCAGGCCUCUGUGUAUACAGGAGGGUUUGUUAACAUCAGGCCUCUGUGUAUACAGGAGGGUUUGGUAACAUCAGCUCUGUGUUUUACUUUGGACCCAGAUGUUUGAUGAAAGAAUCAAGUUUAUGAGAGUAUCACGUCUUGAUGACUUCUGGUGAUGACUUGUAAUUGUGUUUUAUCAAUCUUUCUUUUAUUUAUGGAUUGGACAUGUGCAUGAGAAAUGUUUGGGUUAGGUGUGUCAUAUUACAAGUGGCAUGAACAGUCAGCUCUAACCAGAAAUGAAAGAAAAAGAGAAUAGUGAAUAAAGGUGAAACUAGUUGUAGACAGAAGCUAGUAGUCCUACUUGGAAAACAUACAUACCAUCCUGUAUAUAAUACUGUAUAUCCCUCUAUUAUUCUGAGUCUCCCAAGUGGUGCAGCGGUCUAAGGCACUGCAUCUCAGUGCUAAAGGUGUCACUACAGACCCUGGUUCGAUUCCAGGCUGUGUCACACCUGGCUGUGAUUGGGUAGCACACAAUUUUCCCAGUGUUGUCCGAGUUAGGGUUUGGCAGGGGUAGGCCGUCAUUGUAAAUAAGAAUUUGUUCUUAAGACUUGCCUAGUUAAAUCAAAUUUAAAUGAAUUACCUGGCACUGCAGUUCUUUCAAUGUUUUUUUUAUUUUAGCAAAGARCUUUAUUCUCUGUCAAAUUGUCUAGUAUUAAUAGUCAACAUUUACCAAUGGCUUGUUAGAUGUUAUGUGCUAUUAUCAUAGAUGAUGAUUACUAUCAUUCAUGGUGUUAUUAAUAUUAUGAUUAUUUUCUUCUAUUUUUUCAACUAUUUCAAUUUUUGUUUUGUUUUCUGCAUUGUUGGAAAGGGCCCUUAAGUAAGCGUUUCAUUGUUAGUCAACACUUCUUCUUUUUUUACGAAGCAUGUGACAUUUUUGGGGGGUGUAGAUCUGAAAAUGUAAUGAUGUGACAAUAAAGUAUUACUUUAGGUCCAAGG
Molecule: messenger RNA, 6590 nt
Organism: Salvelinus sp. IW2-2015
Lineage: Eukaryota; Metazoa; Chordata; Actinopteri; Salmoniformes; Salmonidae
Product: EH domain-binding protein 1-like protein 1
Biological process (GO): actin cytoskeleton organization
Cellular component (GO): microtubule organizing center; filamentous actin
Molecular function (GO): protein binding
Source: RefSeq, a predicted model, not a curated record